This is a messenger RNA of Cryptomeria japonica (Japanese cedar), 300 nucleotides long. The record is from the annotation of a RefSeq genome assembly. NCBI's taxonomy places the organism in Eukaryota, Viridiplantae, Streptophyta, Pinopsida, Cupressales, Cupressaceae.
AUGUAUGAAGUUCAAUAUCUAGAUUUAGUACUUACAGAGAAAAGUGUUAGUCUAUUUGAAAAAAAUCAAUAUAUUUUAAAUGUCGAUUCGGGAUCGAAUAAAACAAAGAUCAAAAAUUGGAUUGAACUUUUCUUCAAUGUUAAAGUAAUAGGAGUCAAUAGUUAUCGGCCUCCGCAAAAGAAAGAAAAAAGAGGAAAUAGAAAACAAAUAAUGAAGCAUAGAAUGCAUUAUAAACGCAUGAUUAUUACACUAAAACCAGGUUAUUCUAUUCCACUUUUUCCUUCAAAAAAAUUUAUUUAA